UUUUGAUAAUUUGGGUCACGACUACUACGAAAAUUAAAUGCAUUUCAGGUGCAGGAUUGUACAUGUUCAUGUUGCCACUAUAAUGCACAGACGUGCACCACGUCUCCCAAUAAUGGUCUUAGUGUAGAAAACAGUGUCUCAAGACAUUUAGUUUGCAUUAGUGUACUAGAGUCCCGAUAAAUGUUUUCUUUUUUGGUGACCCUUUAAAUUUUCAAAGCAGAAAGCCUUUUAAUGUGGUUCACUCUUGUUGAAAUGCACGCUACUCGAAUUACUCCGCCAACUAGGACGUUAACACUUCUUCACCUCAUUGUGCAAACUGGAUGAUAACAUAAAACUACCGAAAUAGUAUAAAGACUUAAAGACUAGAAUAGGAUUAACACGACUCGAUGCUUAAUUUCAGAAUGUUUCUGUUUACUUGAUUUUUACAGGUGGGGUUUAUUAUGCUUCAUGUCGAACGGAAUAAUUACAUUCUGCCCGGCCAACACAAGGAGACAUUGGUCAUUUUAUGUGAUUUUACAAAUGUUUAUGCAUAGCCUCGUUACGCUUCUUGACAUUACAAACAAAUGGAGACAAUUCAGCCAAUCUAGCCUGUUUGGCAGUUAGUAAUUUACUGAUCCAUCCAACCGUCACCUCAGCCAAAGUGUUUCUCGAAAGAUGGAAGGUUAUCAACAACAUGACUGAGGAACUUGUUCCAUACUCUCGCCUCCCUUCUUGUAAAGAAGUGCCACUGGUUCAAUUCUAAAGCUCUAAGAAUUCUCUGCAUGAUAAUAAAUUUCUUUUUUGGGUUGUUGGAAAAAUUAACCAGUGAACAUUUAAUGAAAACCAAUUUUUAGGAAAAUGUUAGAAACAUUCACUUUUGGUGUACAAAGUAAUUCAAGUCAUUAUCGGACUGUUCUGCAUUAAGUAUUUAAGGAUGUUUCUUUUUAUGUGAUUUAUGUUCCCUGAGAAUACAUCAAUUCAAUUUUAAUGGGAAGAUGCCUUUGAAGCACAGGGUGACGAGAGGAAAAGAGCACAACCACGUGAAAGCCCACCCCUAGCAAGAUAAGCUGCGUGUUUCUUCACAUGUUAAAGUGUGUGAAGGCCUUUUAAACCUCAGGAUGAACAGUCUGUCAUUGGGAAAGUGCUUGGGAGAGGACCCAACAUCUGAAGUUGAGAAGGCAAAAAUAUUUUGGAGCAAACUGCAAACUCGCAAUCAAGUGGACCAUGCCUUUGACCUGUUAAACACCUAUUUGAAGUCUCUUAAAGAAGGUAUCAAGGACCAGUCUGCGACAAAUCAAGAGUAUGUGAGGGCCAUGAACAUUAUGCUGGAAGUUGGCAUGAGAAAUUGUUUCAUUAAAGAACAUGACACUUUUGAAGAAAUCAUAUUAAGUGCAGAGACAGCUGUUGCAGAGGAGAAGAGUGAUCUGUGGAACUCUAAAGAAGAUCUGGAUUGUGAGAAUGUGGCAGAUGACACAUCGUUAGAUGAUCAAAGAAAUCAGGAAAACGGGCCCUGCAGCGGGGUCUCGGCCCCGCCGGGAGAGCUGCCGGUGCCGGGGCCCGCCGGGGCGCGGGCCUUCCUGCCCCACGACUGCCACCGGGCGUGCCUGCCCUGCCGGCCGCUCACGGACGAGCAGCUCCGAGGCCAGGACCCGCUGGGCAUCCCCGCCCUCUGCCACUUUCACAGGCUCUCCGCCAGGCGCACUCGGGGCCCGGGGGAAGGGGAGCCCACCUUCGACGUGUCCUACAGGGCCCCCUGCGGGAGGACCCUGAGGGGCUUCGGCGAGGUCGCGCGCUUCCUGCGGGAAGCGGAGUGCGACUUCCUGCACUUGGACUACUUCUCCUUCAGCCCCGCCGUGGAGGUCCGGCGGGGGCUGGCCCUGGGGGAGCCCCUGGUGUUCGAGAGGGACCUCAGCCGGGGCGCGGAGCUCGUGGCCGUCCAGCUCUACAACGACGCCGACGAGGCCAAGCCGGAGGCGUUCCGGUACAGGAAGGAUCGAUGGCCCUACGGCUGCUUCAUUGGUGACCCCGGUGCCCUCUUUGUAGACUGCUGCGAUUGCACUGACGGGUGCACAGACACGACUAAAUGUGCCUGUCUGAAACUCUCUCUUAAAGCUAAAAAUGGUGAAAAAGCUAAGACACAACUGUAUACCAACAAAAGGCUUCUGCGGCCUAUACCUUCAGGGAUCUACGAGUGCGGACCCUGGUGCGCCUGCGACCGGAGACGGUGCCUGAACCGCGUGGUGCAGCACGGCCUGCGAGUGAAGUUGCAGGUGUUCAGGACGCUGGACCGCGGCUGGGGCGUUCGCUGCCUGCACGACCUCGACCAGGGCACCUUCGUCUGCACGUACGCAGGUAAAAUCUUGAGGAAGGACCCCGCCCCCGGCAGCGGACCUGAGGCUAUGAGGGGAAACGGGCAGGAAGAGGAGAGGAGAGACGCGCCCCAGUCUUCGGGGAAACGGAAGAGAGGAGAGCCGCCCUCGGACGACGACGUUGAAGUGGUAGAAGAAACGAGGGAGGAGCAGAGGGCCGCGGAGGACCCCUCCCUUCUCGGGAGCCUCAAUGAGAAAAGUGCUCCUUGUGCCAAGCUGUCUCCCCAGAGCCCCGCGAUCAGGAGGCCUGUGAGCAAGACGGCACUUCUGCACGUGCAGCUGGACAAGAUGGUGAAAGAGAAUUCAUUUACAAUCCCGUACAGCAGCUCAGAUGAAGAAGACCUACGUGAGAAGUCGAAAGAGAGAGUCAGGAUACCUGCUUCUGCAGAGACGACAGACUGGCCGCAGGUCAAAGCCCUUGCAGAACAGGCAGCUGAGGCGCUGGGUGUGCCGAACCGAGUGGAGGGAGGCGCUCUGAGGGGAGAAGACAGCAGGACUCCGCACCAGGCACAGAGUGAGGAGGAGGGGGAUGUGAACUCAUUAGGCACCUGGUCUGUGGGCGAAGACAGCAAUGAUGAAGGGAUGCCAAGCAAAGCGAGAGCUGCCCAGAAGGUGGAGAAGGGCCAGAAAAACACGCACGAGUUUACCUAUUAUUUGGAUGCCACAGAAGAAGGCAACGUGGGGAGGUUCCUUAAUCACAGCUGCUGCCCUAACCUCUUCGUCCAGAGCGUGUUUACGGACUCCCACAACAAGAACUUUCCCUGUGUGGCCUUCUUCACAAAGGGGUAUGUGAAGGCUGGGACUGAAUUAACAUGGAACUACACGUGUAGGACUGGGAGCACACCAAACCAAGACAAUCCAUGUCAGUGUGAAUUAAAAAUGGGUCAAAACACACUCGCUUGACGAAACCCUGCUACCUGUGUUAUAUUUAAAUACUGUAUUACCUUAUUGAAACAAAGUCCAAAUGCUUGAAGUGUGAAAUCCCACAACCUUGAAUAUUGGUAAUGAAUGGUAAAUUAGCUAGGGCUAAAAUGCAUAAAACAGCCUUGGCUUUUAUUCAAAUCUCUACCUCAAACAGAUAAACCUCUGGAAAAAGUCUUCACCUACCAAGCGCAAAACCAAGUGCUAUUACAUCCAUACGUGUAUUUUCUAACCAUUUCAUCCAAUUCAGGGUCAUGGGGGAGCCAGAAUCCAUCCUGACAAGCAGCAGGCACAAGGCA
Molecule: messenger RNA, 3568 nt
Organism: Lepisosteus oculatus (spotted gar)
Lineage: Eukaryota; Metazoa; Chordata; Actinopteri; Semionotiformes; Lepisosteidae
Source: RefSeq, a predicted model, not a curated record